This is a messenger RNA of Suillus fuscotomentosus, 831 nucleotides long. RefSeq lists its product as uncharacterized. NCBI's taxonomy places the organism in Eukaryota, Fungi, Basidiomycota, Agaricomycetes, Boletales, Suillaceae. The coding region runs from base 1 to 831 and encodes 276 amino acids. The transcript has 3 exons. The record is from RefSeq and is a predicted model, not a curated record.
AUGGCCACUUUGAGAUGUUGGGAAAAGGGGUCGGCAGCAAUAUCGCAUCUGUUUUCAGGCCUUACCGAUUCGGUUCUUCAAACGAUUAUCAUGCGCACUUCCGAUGCUGUUCCUCCUUUCUAUGACUCGGAGCCCAGUGCCCCGCCACCCUUUCCUUCGAUGCUCACGGACCAGCUUGAGCUAUUUGGCAAAGUCCAUCGUCCCUCGACCACACUUAUCGCUGAUGAAGUCCUGGUUCCUAAAGCUAGUAUCAUUGUUCCCAUUAUAAGGGCGUCGUCCACACCCGCCCCCGAGUCUGAACUUGCAAAGCGGUCGCUGAAGCAUUCUGAUCGCUCCUUCUCCCCAUACUCAACGAAGGUCGCUUUCACGCGUUCCGAUUCUCAAACUCCUAAGUCCUUGGAUUCAGCGAGCUCUUCGGAUUCUUUGUCAGACAGUGACUCCACGACUUCAAGCGUGAAUUUAUCAGAAGAUUCGAAGAUUCCUAAACCUGCUGGCGAACCUGGGCGCCCAGGGCGUGGAGGGUACACACUUCGUGAGGCUUUGGAUUGGAAUCCAAAGGCCUACGCGAAGUUCAAGAAAUAUAUGCACAGGCUCAUUGAAGAUCACCUUGACACGACAAAAUGUGCUUCUGCCCAAAGUGCUGCGCUCUUGAAAGUUGUGUGCGGCAAGGCUCUCCACGAAUUCCCGGACCUUGAAGAUUAUAGCAACUCAUGGCCAGCAAACGACAUGAUUAUGACACGACUGAAAUACACGUCGGGUCGCGCUAGACGAAAAGAGGGAGAGAUGGCCUUAGGCAAGAGCAAGAGCACGAGGCGUCAACCCGAGGCAUAA